AUGACCAAGCUGCUCUACUGUCCGGUGUGCUGCCAAGUCGGUACAACACAGCAAAAGGGUUCCUUUUUUGUUGGUUUACUUAUUUAACUAUGAAACAACAACGUUGAAUGAUAUUUUAUGUAAAGAAUAUACGUCGACGCUGCUGUAGGCGGGAUUUGAGCUACCUGGACGCAUAAUAACAGCUCCAAUAACACGAAGUGGCGACAUCAGCUUUUCCCACUGAGUUGCAUACAGAGUCACACAGCAACGUCUGACCGGAGCUGACAGGACGGAGGUGGACGAAAUCAGAUCUCAUUUUGUCUGUGAACAUGAAGACAGACAUCAAUUACGACCAGCUGGUCGACAUGGAGUGUAAAAAGCAAGACUCCAACAGGAAAGCACAGAUGUAUUACAGGUGUUUGGUAGUGAUGGCCACUGGGUUCAGUGUGCUGCUGACCGCCGUGGCGCUCCACAGCAUUCUGACACCGAAUGUCUUCUCUGAAUAUCCAGCACCAAACGUCAGCCUCCGCCUGCCGACGGUCGAGGCCUGCUCGGACCCCUGCAAGAUUGUUCUGGUGGAAAGUAUCCCUGAAGGGCUGCAGUUUAACUCCAGCACCACUCAUCCCUCCAUCUUCCAGGCCUGGAUGAGUCUGAUGGACGAGGCUCGCAGCAGCCUCGACGUCGCCUCCUUCUACUGGACGCUCACCAACAAGGACACCCACACUCACGAGGAGACGGCCGAUCAGGGUGAGGCGGUUCUGCAGAAACUGUCUGAACUAUCAGCGAAGUUAUCAGUUCGAAUCGCAGUGAACACACCACAGGAGAGUCAACCACAGGACGACCUCCAACUGCUCAGCGAAUCAGGAGCCGAUAUCAGGAAAGUGAACAUGAGGGAGCUGACGUCAGGCGUCCUUCACACCAAAUUCUGGGUCGUAGAUAAGAAGCACAUUUACAUCGGCAGCGCCAACAUGGACUGGAGGUCUCUCACACAGGUGAAGGAGCUCGGCGCCGUCGUCUACAACUGCAGCUGUUUGGCUGCAGAUCUGGGCAAGAUCUUUGAAGCUUAUUGGUUUCUGGGGAAGAGUAAGUCCAUCCCGUCGCCAUGGCCGGUCAACUUCUCCACCCUGUACAACAAAGACACACCUCUGCAGCUGCCGCUCAACAACACGCCGUCUGACGUCUAUCUGUCGAGCUCCCCUCCGUCCUUCUGUGCAGCCGGCAGAACUCCAGACCUCCAGUCCAUCCUCAGCGUGAUGGAGGACGCCCAGAGCUUCAUCUACAUUGCUGUCAUGAACUACCUGCCCACCAUGGAGUUCUCACAUCCCAAGAGGUACUGGGCCGACAUCGACACACAGCUGAGGCGCGUUGCCUACGAGAAGCGGAUCAAAGUGCGGCUGCUGAUCAGCUGCUGGGGAAGCACUCAGCCCGUCAUGUUUCCCUUCCUGAAGUCUCUGGCUUCGGUUUACGACCCCAAGAGCAAACUGGACAUCCAGGUGAGGCUGUUUGUGGUGCCUGCGACUCCCAAGCAGAAGGAGAUUCCCUAUGCCAGAGUCAACCACAACAAAUACAUGGUGACCGAUAAGGUAGCGUACAUAGGGACGUCUAACUGGUCGGGCGACUACUUCGUGAGCACGGCCGGUUCGGCGCUGGUCGUCAACCAGACGGCAUCUGGGUCUCAGGAGCGGACCGUCCAAUCACAGCUGAGGGAGGUGUUUGAAAGGGACUGGAGCUCCGACUACAGCACUCCUCUCACCCAGCACUCCAACCUCAGAGACUUCUGCUAGCCUCAGCGGCCACCACUACAGCUGCUCAUCCAUCAACACACCUCUGUGGUUGCACACUUAGAGGAUUCGCAUAUUCAUGCAUUUUGCACAAACUCCUGAGCUGAAAAACCAGUGACAGACGACCUCUUAGCAGGGAGGAAUUCAACUUUUCGCCCAGUUUUAGUGCCAAACUCCACUUUCAGCAGAGAAUAAUGUGCAGUUAAACCAGUGCUGACACUCUUUAAUUGUCCAUUUUUUACACACUUUGCUUCUCUUUUGGUAAUCUGAUGUGCUUUCAUCAGAUGGUACUGUCUCAAACAUGAUCUGACACAUGUAUGUUUCUCUUUGAAUGCAUUUAGUCGUGUGGUUUCUGUCAUGUAGAGCCAGUAGCUGCAGGGGGCGCUGCUUCAGGUCUGCGUCACGCUGAGGCUCCUACAGUCGCUGCUGUUCAGGGGUUUAUUCAUUCAUCACUCUAUAGUUUUACUUUCACACAACUUCAGCCUCAAAAUGGGAGUUUUGGUCCCAGUUCAUCUCAGGGAGGAAAGUUAGAGUGUUUUCUUCAUUUGGUUUGCUGGAAUUUGGAAUAAUUCACAUUUUAAAUCAGUGUGCUGUGCCUCAAAAUGUGAAGAAGUGUUUUUAAGAAAGAGUUUUUGAACAAAUUUAAUACUGAAGUCUGCCGUGCAUUUGACAGAUAGGCAGCAAACGAGGACGGACUAAUUUAACUUCCACCAUGUGGAGUGAAUGAAACCACUAAUUAGUGCAGAGAUGGUUGCUAUGGCAACUGUCCAGGGAGUUCACCAGCAGUUAUCAUGUACAUGGCAUAAUACCUUUCAUCUGUACAAAGAAAUAUCCUCAAUAAAGGACUCUGAACUGAA
This is a messenger RNA of Acanthochromis polyacanthus (spiny chromis), 2617 nucleotides long. RefSeq names its product phospholipase D family, member 3 (gene pld3). The transcript has 13 exons. The record is from RefSeq and is a predicted model, not a curated record. Bases 309 to 1763 code for a protein of 484 amino acids. Gene Ontology annotation, molecular function: catalytic activity. NCBI's taxonomy places the organism in Eukaryota, Metazoa, Chordata, Actinopteri, Pomacentridae.